Molecule: messenger RNA, 435 nt
Organism: Prunus armeniaca (apricot)
Lineage: Eukaryota; Viridiplantae; Streptophyta; Magnoliopsida; Rosales; Rosaceae
Source: the annotation of a GenBank genome assembly
AUGCAGUUGGCAUUGGCUGCUUUGCAUAGUGCAAAUCAGUUGUACUUCCGCCUUCCUCCCAACUUCCCUAUUGGCUUCUCAAGUAGAAUUGUUUACAUAUUGACAUUAAAUUGUUGGGAUGGGGAGAGGGGAUACCUGAGGAGCAUUCUCUCUCGUCAGAGUUCUGAACAUACCGUUUCAGAGCUAGUUGAAUUCCUUAAUGCAAUAGAUUCUUGGGCAAGAAAAUACAAGUUUCCUUCAGACAAGGAUCUCAAGCACAUCAACCGAAAACUGAAAUCUUGUUGGGGUCUUAGUUCACAUGACGAAAGUAAGAAGCGGGAUAAGAAAUCGAAGCACAAGUCGAAGAGGAGCUCAAUGAAGUGCAACCUGUACCUUCUCAUACUGAAAUGGGUUUGUGAGGGACAUUUAGUUUUAAACACUGCAACUGGUGUCUAA